Messenger RNA from Cyphellophora attinorum, 2370 nucleotides. Its product is annotated as ATP-dependent permease MDL1, mitochondrial. Gene Ontology annotation, cellular component: membrane. NCBI's taxonomy places the organism in Eukaryota, Fungi, Ascomycota, Eurotiomycetes, Chaetothyriales, Cyphellophoraceae. The coding region runs from base 1 to 2370 and encodes 789 amino acids. Gene Ontology annotation, biological process: transmembrane transport. The record is from RefSeq and is a predicted model, not a curated record. The transcript is spliced from 4 exons. Gene Ontology annotation, molecular function: ATP hydrolysis activity; ATP binding; ABC-type oligopeptide transporter activity.
AUGGGCCCUCUGCGGCCUGCCAGCGGUCUACUCUCGACGCUUGCACCAGGUCGCAACCCUCCUUCUCGCCUCAUACAACUCUGCGCCGCGUCACUCAAGGAUAUCGCAAUCCCAGAUCCGGACCAUCGCGUCUAUACACGGCCGCAUACCCAACCGAAACCGGCACUCGCAUCCAGUGUCGGCCCAGCGCGACUUGCCCCGAGAGCUUCGAGAAGCGUCUUGCAGCAUAUUCGCCCCUUCAGCGUAUCGUCGUUCUUCAGACGAGAGACACCGAGCCCGGUAAUAAAAGAGGAAAAGUCUGCCAAGAAGGCGGAUGAAGAUGAAGAAGCCGACGAGUUCUUUGAGCGGUCCGAGAAGGCGAAGGCCAACGCACAGAUAAAUCUCAGCGCCCGUCUGUCCAAGGAAGGAGCCUCUCCCAAGGGUGGCGGGUUUGGCGAAGUAUGGCGACUUAUCAAAAUAGCACGACCUGAGGCCAAAGUCUUAGGAUUCGCUUUCGUACUAUUGUUGAUUUCAUCUGGCAUCACCAUGUCUAUACCGUUCUCGAUUGGCAAAAUUCUAGACAUUGCGACAAAGGGCAAGGCCGACACCAAUGGCGAGCAAGCUGAUGCCCCAAUCGAUAUGCUGUUUGGCCUGAGCAUGACUACAUUCUACACUACUCUGGUUGCCGUCCUCGCAACUGGAGCUGCUGCCAACUACGGGCGCAUCAUCAUCUUGAGAAUAGUUGGAGAGCGGAUUGUGGCCCGUCUGCGAUCCAGACUCUUCCGCCAGACGUACAUUCAGAAUGCAGAGUUCUUCGACGCAAAUCGAGUGGGCGAUCUCAUCUCCAGGCUUAGCUCAGACACCAUCAUCGUCGGCAAGUCAAUCACCCAGAAUCUGUCUGACGGUCUCCGAGCAUUUGUCAGUGGCGGCGCGGGCUUCGGCUUAAUGGCUUGGGUCUCGCUGAAGCUGACAGGUGUGCUUGGACUGCUCUUUCCACCCAUCGCCAUUGGUGCCUUCUUCUACGGUCGAGCUAUCAGAAAUUUGAGUCGCAAGAUCCAGAAGAAUGUCGGCACCUUGACAAAGAUUGCGGAGGAGCGUCUCGGCAACGUAAGGACAUCUCAAGCAUUUGCUGGGGAGAUUCUUGAGGUUCAUCGGUACAACACGCAGGUACGAAAGAUCUUCGAACUCGGCAAGAAGGAAUCCUUAAUCAGCGCAACCUUCUUCUCAUCUACUGGCUUCCUUGGAAACAUGACCAUUUUAUCCCUGCUGUACGUUGGCGGUGGAAUGGUGAGCAGUGGUGCCAUAACCAUCGGCGAGCUGACCUCGUUCCUGAUGUAUACGGCAUAUGCUGGCUCCUCGCUCUUCGGUCUCUCAUCUUUCUACUCAGAAUUAAUGAAAGGCGUCGGUGCCGCAUCCAGAUUGUUCGAGCUGCAAGAUCGCGAGCCUACCAUCAAUCCAACCGUGGGCGAUCCGGUCAAGAGUGCCAGAGGCCCUAUUCAAUUCAAGAAUGUAACUUUCGCGUAUCCUACACGGCCAGCCGUCAAGAUCUUCAGGAAUCUCGAUUUUACAAUCCCUCAAGGCUCGAAUGUGGCAAUAGUCGGUCCGUCUGGUGGAGGCAAGUCGACCAUCGCGUCGCUUGUACUGAGGUUCUACGGCCCGUCGGAGGGUGAGAUCCUGAUCGAUGGCAAAGACAUCUCUACCAUGAAUGUUAAGUCGCUACGACGAAGGGUCGGAAUCGUCUCGCAGGAGCCGGUCCUGUUUUCGGGAACUAUUGCGGAGAAUAUCGCCUACGGCAAACCAAACGCUACACGCACAGAGAUCAUGCGCGCUGCUCACGGACUUGAUACGUCGGUCGGUGCGAGAGGCACGCAGUUGUCUGGCGGUCAAAAGCAGCGCAUUGCUAUCGCUCGUGCACUGGUGAAAGACCCUGACAUCUUGAUCUUGGACGAGGCGACUUCAGCCUUGGAUGCUGAGUCAGAGACAUUGGUCAACGAAGCAUUAGCGAGAAUGCUGAAGGGAUCUAACACCACUAUAUCGAUAGCCCACAGACUAUCAACCAUUAAGCGCUCCGAUACGAUCAUCUGUCUUAGCAACGAUGGGCGUGUCGCUGAGAUGGGCUCGUAUAAAGAGCUCAGCAGCCGACCAGAUGGUGCUUUCACCAAGCUGAUGGAAUGGCAAAUGAGUGGCGGUGAAACAACUGAGAGCCAUCACUCGAAUGAUACUUCUAUGACGCCAGGUGGAAGGGGACCACCUACAGAGACUGAGGAGAUUCACCACCUUCUGCACAAUGGUGAAGGUGAAGAACUUGAGGAAGGUGCGGACCACGAAGAGAUGCAGGGUAGCAAGGUCCAGGAAACAGUCACGGAAGCCGUGGAAGAAAAGAAAAGAUGA